This is a messenger RNA of Lutzomyia longipalpis, 3510 nucleotides long. It is a transcript of the gene IntS2, whose product is annotated as integrator complex subunit 2. Gene Ontology annotation, biological process: snRNA 3'-end processing. Gene Ontology annotation, cellular component: integrator complex. NCBI's taxonomy places the organism in Eukaryota, Metazoa, Arthropoda, Insecta, Diptera, Psychodidae. Bases 104 to 3469 code for a protein of 1121 amino acids. The transcript has 2 exons. The record is from RefSeq and is a predicted model, not a curated record.
ACACUGACAGUCCCAAAAAUUGUUUACGUUCCAUGAAGUUGCAAAAAGUGCAAGGAAAAGGUUUUUUUGAGGAUUUAUUUAACAUAUUUCCUGGGAUUUAAGGAUGAACUUCCCACCUGUAACCUCACGAGCCUUUAUGGCCAUGCAGAAUUUGAAUGUGGGCGAAUUGGCAAUGUGUGGCCCACAAGAAAUUCGCCCAAUUCUUCCAAGUCUCGUGCGGAUGACCCUUCUUCAGGCAACAGACAACACCCAGGAGUGGACAGAAGCACGAAAGCAGAUUCUUUCCAUCCUCGUUGGUAUUGAGCAUGCCAACAACAUCGUGUCCAUUCUUCAGAUAAAUUAUCACGAAUUGGAGGCGGAUAUAAAGAAGGAGCAGCAACUGAGGCAGAAGCUGGGAACAACACAGAAUGAAUCUUCACACUGUGUCUGCCUGCAGAAUGGAGCUGCAAUGGGAUUCGAGAGGGCAGAUGUGGCACGAAAGGUGCGUGUUGUGCUGUCGGAACUUUUCUACAUUCAGGCACAAAUUGCGGAGCAGAAUCAGCAGGGAGCUGCGAGGAAUACAACGGAAUCCCUUGUGCGGGAGUCUGAGCUGUUUGACAAUGAGAUCUACUUGGAGGAGGUCACAGAUAUCAUCUGCAUAGCCUUAGCUGAGCUUCCAUCGCUUCUCAAUAUUCAGGAGAUUGUGGAUAUUUUGCUCUUUGUGAAUAAUGGAGCCAAUGUGAUCUGCUGGAUUAUUGCAAAUAUGCCUGAUUGCUUCAAGGAAGUCACAGCUUCGUUGAUAUCCAAUGGGGAUGAGGACACAGCUGAUGGGAAGCUACGACUACACGUUCUCACGGCUCUGUGUGAAAUGAACCCCAGUCAGGCACUCUCGACACGAACUCUCUGCGUGGAAUUGUCGAAGAUGCCUUCAUUGAUGCUGAAGCUGAGUCUCCGUGAUCCUCAGGAUUUAAUUGCAUUCGUAUCUGGGCUGUUGCUGGGCAAUGAUCAGAACACUCGUUCGUGGUUUGCACAGUUCGUACGGAGUAGUCAGAAGCGAAAGAGCGAUGCCCUCCAGCUCGUGCGUGAGGAGCUCCAGAAGCAGCUGCAGAGUAUUGUUGUGUUCUCCCUGAAUUCAGAGCUUCCGGAUGAGUAUGUGGUGCAGGCAUCGACCCUUUUGCGUCUCUACUGCGCACUGAGGGGCAUAGCUGGUGUCAAGUUCAACGACGAUGAAAUUCAUCUUCUCAUUCAACUUGUCACGAGCAAACCACCUCCAACUCCGGCAGGAAUACGUUUUGUCUCCCUCGGACUCUGCAUGCUCAUCGCCUGUCCAUCGUUGAUCUCCCAGCCGAAUUUUGAGGCCAAAGGAAUUGAAUGGAUGCAGUGGCUGAUCAAGGAGGAAGCCUACUUUGAGAGCAACAGCGACAUGGCUGCUUCCUUUGGGGAAAUGCUCCUCCUCAUGGCAAUUCACUUUCACAGCAAUCAAGUUCCGGCAAUUGGGGAACUGGUCUGCUCCACCCUCGGCAUGAAGAUCCCCCUGAGACCCAAUAACACGACGCGCAUGAAGCAAAUCUUCACUCAAGAAAUCUUCACGGAAGCCGUUGUAACUGCUCAUGCUGUGAAGGUUCCCGUGACAGUUAAUCUCAAUGCUGACAUUUCGGGAUAUCUGCCCGUUCACUGCAUUCACCAACUCCUCAAAUCACGAGCUUUCUCGAAGCACAAAGUUCCCAUUAAGAGUUGGAUCUACAAGCAAGUCUGCAACUCUGCAACGCCCCUGCAUCCAGUUCUACCUGCUCUCAUUGAAGUUUAUGUCAAUUCUAUCAUUCUGCCCAAUGCAAAGGGCCCUGUGGAGCACACGCACAAACCUCUGAGUGAACGAGAGAUUCUCAAAGUGUUUGAAAAUUCAGUUCCAGGAGCGAAUUUUGAUCACAAAAAACGAAGCUAUACGUUUGAGUUUGAAAUGGAAGCUCCGGAUGCGAGUGAGGAGGAACUUGUUGGUGUUCCGAGUAUCACAUCACAGCUGCUGCUGCUCUACUACCUCCUGCUGUAUGAGGAUGUUAGGCUGAACAAUAUGGCCAAUAUCCUGCUCAAUGGACGAAAGGUUAAAGCCUACACGAUGGACUUUAUGUCUGAGCUACCGAUUAAGUAUCUCCUGCAGCAGGCACAGAAGAAUCAACGAAACUUUGGUGGUCUCUUCUCUCCACUUUUGCGCCUCCUGGUCACGCAUUUUCCUCAUCUCUGCCUCGUGGAUGACUGGAUUGCCGAAGAAACCAUCACCCUGGAAUCAACCAGCCGCAGUGUAAUCACUGAGCUGAAUGUUGUGGAAGCUUUCGAAGAGUUGGAGAUUUCUUCAAUUAAAGCUAUUCGGCUCAUGAGGAGGAUGCUGAAAAAAACCCCAAAAGAUCUCUGGCCAUUGGCGGGUACAUUUAUAAAGUACUUCAAAAACAUUCUCCGUGACGACACGCCGCGCCUCGUAACGGAGCUCUACAAGCAAGUCUGGGUGCGUCUCAACACCGUCCUGCCACGGCGUCUCUGGGCAAUGUCCAUCAAUGCUCUCCUGCCGGAGGAUCAGCUCAUAAAGAACUUCACCCUGGCACAGGAGGCACCAUGUGUCGAUGCUCUGCAAGUGCUGCGAUGCGAUGAGAGGAUUUUCCGCUGCCCUGAUGCCCUUUCGAUUGUUCUUCGCAUCCUACAGGCUAGUCUUGCGGCGUCCAAGAGUCAACUCUCCCGACAUAUCCAGGAUAAACCGUUGAUGGAGAAAACGGGACAGAUUCAGUCGGAGGCUGAGCGUGAAGAGCUCAAGAUGGCUCUUGUGUACUCCCAGGAAACUGUGGCAGUGCAAAUUCUCCUUGAAGCAUGCCUCGAGACGGAGAGCGAUCGAACGCUUCCGGGAAGACUUUGGGCUCUGCGGGAGGUGCGUGGUAUCAUCUGCUCCUACAUCCAUCAGGUGUUCAUAUCGGAGAUUACGCUGGCAAAGUUGGUGAUGUUCCAGGGAUUUCACAGAGAUCUCCUGAGUGUUGUGGUCAAAGGGAUUCCCUCAAUGCACGUGUGCCUACACUACAUCCCUGAAUUACUGAAUAUGCCCGAAAUGGAGAAACAAAUCUUUGCCAUUGAUCUCGCAUCGCAUCUCUCCAUUCAGUACUCACUUCCCAAGUCGCUCAGCAUUGCUAAACUCUGCAUCAACACCCUGUCUACAUUGCUAGGAAUUCUCUCCGGAGAUUCCCGUAUUGAGAUGUUCAGAGCUGUCCUGCCGUGCAUAGUGCGCUUUUCCGAAGCAUUCCCACCACUAAUCGAUGAUUGUAUUUUCUUCCUCAUGCAAUUGGGCAGGAUUGCGGAUUCUCAAGCAGCUCUUGGUCGUUCAACGGCACUCAAUGCCAAUGCCAGCGUUGAAGCGAAGAAUACAACAUCCGAUGCUGAGAAACUCGUUGCUGAAGUUAAGGAAACCUUUUCAAAUCUCCUCAAACAUGCUGUACUAUCACCCAAAAUCUACUAAAGAUCUAACUAAAGAAUUAACGAGAAACUUUUUACUUAAAA